UUUGUUUGUUGUGAAAGAUUCAGUAAGAAAUAUAUUGUACUCGCAAUGUAUGCAGUAAAAGUGCUUUUUUAUGUUCUUCUUAUUUCAUUUUAUUUGGAAAUAUGUCACUGCAAGUCAAUUUUAAUGGUGAAAGAAAAAAAGAAAGCCAAAGAAGAUGGCGAUGAAAAUCAAGUGGAUGUUAUACCAGUUGACGGAGAGCACAAUGCAAAUAGGUUGCCAGAUGUUGAAAUUGCUCCACCAAAGCAUUUAGACGCAAUGAAAUUUGGACGAGAUGGGAACUUAAACUCAAACUACCAUAAAGAAGUCUUUUUGGGGGAAGAAGUGAAAAAGUUUGAAAAUGGCGAAUAUGAGUUGAAAGAACAGAAGAACCAAUUAAUAAAAAUGUUUAAGCUAAUUGAUGAAAAUGGCGAUGGUAGUCUUGAUGAAGCUGAACUAUCAAAGUGGGUACUGCACAAAACAAAAGAACAUUUUAGUGAAGCAAAACAAGAGAAUGAGCAAAAGUUUAAGGAGCUAGAUACAGAUAAUGAUGGAAACGUUACAUGGAAUGAAUACCUCACAGAGUUUCUUAGCAGAAAAAAUUACAGCAGGGUUGAAGUUGCUGAGAAACUACGAAACAAAGUGAAGAUUGAAGUUGAUGCAAAAGUCCGGGAUGAAGUGGAUGAUGUUCACGACAAGUGGUUACAGGCAACUUCAUUAAAAAUAAUGCAAAAUCAUCAGAAUGCAUCGAACGAUGGGGAUUCAAACAUGAGUGUGAGUGAAUUUCUAGAUUUUCAACAUCCAGAAACAGGAAGGGAGAUGCUUGAAUAUCUUGUGCAGGACUUUCUACACGACAUGGACGUCGAUGGUGAUGAAGUGUUGACGAUCCAGGAAUACAUCUCUGUUGGAUCAGAUGUUGAUGUUGAUACACGGAUGACGUUGGAUUACACUAAAAUUUUAUUAUAUUUUUACGCUUUCAAGAUAAUAUUUUUUACCCAACAGGCAUCGAACGAUGGGGAUUCAAACAUGAGUGUGAGUGAAUUUCUAGAUUUUCAACAUCCAGAAACAGGAAGGGAGAUGCUUGAAUAUCUUGUGCAGGACUUUCUACACGACAUGGACGUCGAUGGUGAUGAAGUGUUGACGAUCCAGGAAUACAUCUCUGUUGGAUCAGAUGUUGAUGUUGAUACACAGGAUGAUGAUUGGGCAAAAGAAAGAAGGAAUGAGUUCAGGAAUGUCAUUGAUCAAAAUAAAGAUGGGAAAGUUACAAAAGAAGAACUAAAAAGAUACCUUGAUCCAAUGAGUGAAGCAAUGGCUCAACAAGAAGCUAGGCAGUUGAUUGGUUUUGGUGACGAAAACUUUGAUAUGAAACUGUCACUUAAAGAAUUGCUUGAAAAUAGUGAAUACUACACUGGAAGUAAACUGUACAAUUAUGCACGUAGUGUUCAUGAUGACCUGUGACGUUCUUAUUUAAAGUACAUUGUGUUUUAAAGCAUUUCUUUAAACUGGCACAUACUCUUAUUAUGAAGUAAAGCUUAUAAACUUCACAUUUCUCUUUACUGUCCAUGUGAUAUCCUAUCUGUAUUUACUUUCCUGAAGUGAGGUUUUUUAACAUGUGUAAAAGUUUUUGAGAGCUUAAUUGGAUACAUAUUUUUGCAAUAUAUUUCUUUUUUUAAUAAAAAGUUGUAUUUUUAGUGCAGUAAACAUACCAAUAUUUUUACUUUAAGCUUUCUGUAUACUGAAGGAGCAGUAACCGUCGUUAUAAUGCAAUAUUACUGUGCUUCUUGUAUUUCUUUGAUGCCAUUAGAAUGUAUUUUUAAUUCAGAUUAAUAUGUAUGUUGAAAUAUAUUUUUAGUUCAGAUUUAUAUGCAUGUAUGUAGAAAAUAGUAAUACAUUGCCUGUAUAUUUUACCGGUUAACUUAUUUAUUGACAAACAAAAGUAAAAGUGGUGUAUAGACAUGG
Messenger RNA from Ciona intestinalis (vase tunicate), 1935 nucleotides. The record is from RefSeq and is a predicted model, not a curated record. NCBI's taxonomy places the organism in Eukaryota, Metazoa, Chordata, Ascidiacea, Phlebobranchia, Cionidae.